Diabrotica virgifera virgifera (western corn rootworm) is the source of this 662-nucleotide messenger RNA. RefSeq names its product protein pangolin, isoforms A/H/I/S-like. Gene Ontology annotation, cellular component: beta-catenin-TCF complex. Gene Ontology annotation, molecular function: RNA polymerase II cis-regulatory region sequence-specific DNA binding; DNA-binding transcription factor activity, RNA polymerase II-specific. Bases 315 to 662 code for a protein of 115 amino acids. The record is from RefSeq and is a predicted model, not a curated record. NCBI's taxonomy places the organism in Eukaryota, Metazoa, Arthropoda, Insecta, Coleoptera, Chrysomelidae. Gene Ontology annotation, biological process: regulation of transcription by RNA polymerase II; canonical Wnt signaling pathway. The transcript is spliced from 3 exons.
GUGGAUCAAAGCCGCCGGUGAUUGGUCGGUGCCGACAGAGACGAUCCGAACGCGCUUGCCUGGGCCGCGACACACCGCACAUUACGUCAGUUCGUGCUCAGUUAGCGCAGAGUAGAAAUACGCGAACACGUGCUAGUGCCUAGUGACGAGAGAGAUCGCCCGCUUCGCUUGUUUUGUUGUUGGUGUUCCGCCGGUGACAGUGACAGUUGUAGGACCGUAGUAGACUAUGACCGCUAUGAAAACGCGCGAAUGCAGAUAGUGGUGCUAUGUAGUGUGGCUGUGAUAUGCCGCUGUACAGUGAGUUCGAGUGAACCAUGCCACACGUCUCAUCCAGUGGCGGCGAUGAUCUCGGCAGCACCGAUGAGGUUAAGGUGUUCAAGGACGAGGGUGAUGGGGAGGACGAGAAGAGGUCCUCGGAAAACCUCACCGAGGAGAAAAGUAGCCUUAUCGACCUCACAGAGUCUGAGGAAAAGUCCGGAACAGGAAACUACCAUCCUACCAGCAAACAUGUCCAGCGACCAGAUCACAGCCCCGUGUUUGGUAAGGUGGAACCUACCCCACACACAUCUUCAUUCAACAUGGGAUACCUCGUCUCGCCCUAUAGCUAUGCCAAUGGAGCGGGUGGACCCAUUCCUGUCUCAAUGGUAAGUCAGUUUAUGUAA